This is a messenger RNA of Saprolegnia parasitica CBS 223.65, 1911 nucleotides long. RefSeq lists its product as hypothetical. The transcript has 2 exons. Lineage: Eukaryota; Oomycota; Saprolegniomycetes; Saprolegniales; Saprolegniaceae. Bases 1 to 1896 code for a protein of 631 amino acids. The record is from RefSeq and is a predicted model, not a curated record.
AUGCGAGGCCUCGCGUACCGCGGGUUCGGCUAUGCCAAGAAUAUUGCGGGCUUCCUCGUCAUCCUCCUCAUCCUCAUGGACGCGCUUGUGAACAACUGGACGCUAAGCAACUACCUCGGGGGUGGAUACUUUUUCUUGACGCCGCUCGGGUCUGUCCAGAACGCGCGGCAGCUCGAGACCAAGUACAGCUACAUGCGCGGUCUCUCGAUCAAGAACUUGUCCAACAUGGGUCAGUGGAUGUCGAACUUUACGAUCAUCAACUUUGUGCAGAAAAGCGACCGGUUCUACGUCAUCUCGGCGGGCGAAUACGACUUGACGCCGGCCAUGUUCAAAAAAGUGAAAUUGGCACUUGCGACCGACGCGACGACCUACUACCGCGGCAACAUGCUCACGCACAUGUUUACGAACGAUGCGACCGUCGACGUGGCGACGCCGGAUAUGCGCAGCGCCGACGUCAUCGCGCGCGGGUACCUCCCCGGCCAGACGACCGUCGACAAGCGCUUCACGCGCGACUUUUCGAUCCAGAAUACGUCGUCUGAGCAGACCCAGGUCGUGCCCUACUUUCGAAUCCUCUCACGCAACUACUGCACCGGCUGUGACCCGGUCGCCGAGCUCGGGUACUCAACAUGCGAGUUCAAAAUGGUCUACAAUGACGCGGCCAAGACGCUCACGGUCACGUCCAGUGCCUUUGUACCGGGCUCGACGUACAAGCUUGGGUCCACGGUCCUCAAUUCCGCGUUUGGCCAAGUCGCGAUCGUGACCAAGCUCAUCGCGAUUCUAUUCGCCAUCGCGGGAUACCUUGCGGGCCGGCGCACGAUCCAGUGGCUCGAAGUGGACCCGGCGAAACCCGACUCGAUGCUCACCAAGGUUCUUCGGACGGUCAUUCCAAAGUACUUUCCGUACCAGAGCGACGCGCUCAGCUACGACAUGUUCAUGUACAACUCGGACAUUUUCGUGCUGUUGUACACGUUCGCGGUGCUCCUCGACUUGCAAAACAGCAUGCAACACACGCGCAAUGUCAACUUCUACAACGCGCUCGCGCCACGGUUCCUUGUGUCGAUUGAAAUGUUUUCCCUCUCGCUGCGUCUGCUGUGGGGCAACCUCGCGAUCCUCAAGCUCGCCAAAUUGCUCUGGAACCUCCUCGGCAUUGCGUCGUACAAUGGCCAGAGCACGACCAUGGGCUUCUUCAAUUUCUCCAGUGUCACGUACCUCUACCUCUCGGCGAUUCUGCUCUUUUACGUACCGGCGCUCAUCGAGUACAACAACUCGGUGUCGGUCGACAUUUACAACGCGAUCGAGCCGAUCGAUGGCAUCGGUGUCAAUGUCAUCAACGGCAAAUACCUCCGCGUUGCUCCGUACGUGGUGUUCGCACUCGUCCUCAACCUCUUGGUGGUGAUUCUGCUGGAUCACGGCAUCAACUACAAGUACUUCAAGAUGCUGCGCAAAAACAGUUUGGCGCGCCAAGCGGUCUACAACAGCACGUCGAUCCUGUGCGAUUUUCUCUGGGGCAUCGAGCCGCGCGCCCAUGUCAACGGCGCAGACGGCGCGAUUGUCCUUGUGCGCGCCCGGCGCCUCAGUACGCUCCAGUGGUUUUUCAUGUGCCACUUGACGUGCUUUUGUCUGCCGGCCAAAGACCUCGUGAUUCGAAAGAAGGCAACGCUGCAGGUCAAGAGCUCGGUGCGCUCGGCGAAGGCCAGCUCCGUGUGGGAUGCGUCGGCGACCGACACCUCGACGAUUGCAACGACAACGGAUGCCGACGAGGGCACGGAGAACAUGUGCCUCCUCGUCCAGGACUGGGACCGCAACAUCCACCUUCUCGACCACACGCUGACUGAGGUGACGAGCCUUGUGUACAAUAUCAAGGUGCUCAAGAACACGCGCGUCACGAUCCGAUGACUCGAGACACUUGAC